AUCACGCCAACCGUCGCUCGCGCCCGACUGGCCUAACGCAUAUUUUGGCUUCGCGGCCAGAGCACGCCGGCAGUUGCCAUUCCAACGGGUAAAAUGUAGGAAUAAACUAUUUGUAAGCCAUAGACGCUGCACAAGAAUGCAAACGAAACCCCAAGCGAGCUCCACGGGCGCGCAAGGCGCGCCCUCGCCAAGUUCCUCGAGCUGCGAGCCUUCCAUCAGCUCCGUGCUAUUCAACGUGCCCAACACCGUAACAUACUCGCGAGUGCUUCUGCUCUUCUGGGCCGCGGCGGUCGCGCGGUCACAGCCGGGCGUGGCAUUGGCGCUGUGGCUGGUCAACUUCGCCCUUGACGGGGCCGACGGCGCGUUAGCUCGGCGACUGGGGCAGACAUCUGCCUUCGGUGCGUUUCUGGAUGUCGCUGUUGACAUCGCCUCACGCGGCAUGCUGUGGGUGAGCUGGGCAGCGGCCGCCGCAGCCGACGCCGCAGCCACUGCGGCGGCGUCGACAUACGCGGCGGCGCCAGCGGGUGGGGGCGCGGCCGCGGCGGCGGCGGCGGUGGGCAUGCAGGCGGGAACAGCUGCGGCCUUGGCAGCGGUGGCGCUGCCGCUGAGCCUGGCGGUGAUCUUGCUAGAGUGCCUGGUCUUCACCUGCACACACGCGCGACAUUGCUGAGCGACCGCAGCCGCCUCAGCACGCCGCCGUGGUCAACGCCCGCCGGCCCACACUUGCCGUACCGUGUGUGGGCUUGUUUGAAACACCCUCGCGCGCGCAAGCUACUACCGUAGCC
Messenger RNA from Chlamydomonas reinhardtii, 785 nucleotides. RefSeq lists its product as uncharacterized. NCBI's taxonomy places the organism in Eukaryota, Viridiplantae, Chlorophyta, Chlorophyceae, Chlamydomonadales, Chlamydomonadaceae. The transcript has 3 exons. Gene Ontology annotation, biological process: phospholipid biosynthetic process. Gene Ontology annotation, cellular component: membrane. The record is from RefSeq and is a predicted model, not a curated record. The coding region runs from base 137 to 670 and encodes 177 amino acids. Gene Ontology annotation, molecular function: phosphotransferase activity, for other substituted phosphate groups.